This is a messenger RNA of Lichtheimia ornata, 1419 nucleotides long. RefSeq lists its product as uncharacterized. Bases 1 to 1419 code for a protein of 472 amino acids. Gene Ontology annotation, cellular component: catalytic step 2 spliceosome. NCBI's taxonomy places the organism in Eukaryota, Fungi, Mucoromycota, Mucoromycetes, Mucorales, Lichtheimiaceae. Gene Ontology annotation, molecular function: RNA binding; zinc ion binding. The record is from RefSeq and is a predicted model, not a curated record. The transcript has 3 exons.
AUGGUGGCUCCUUCAGUCGACACUCGCAAUCAUGUCUUGACCCUCAUUACCAAUGUACUCACUCGUCCUGAGAGAUAUGGCGAUCGUUUCUUUGUCCAGAUCGUGCGUGGUGCCAAGGGCGGCUACGUCCCCAUUACGCUUUUACGGAGCAUGGUGUCCGACUUGAAUGACAUUCCUGCUGGUUACUUCCAACAUUGUGCCGACAAGGAACCCGAUCGACUCGAGCUUAGUAUUGAUCGUAGCAAGGUACGGUUGCCGAGACAAGACGAUGGUACCAUGGAUACCCAAGAAACUGAUCCAUAUGGCUACCUCGCAUCAUCCACCAGUGACAAUGAUCCUACAACCGUAACCAAUGACAACAAUCAUCCCACAACAUCAUCAAGUCGAUUUCAGCCAUAUUCACCAUCAUUCUCUACUGGAAAAUCAGUACUACCUGUGUACUUCAAAGAUGGCAAAUUCUACAGCGAUAGCGAACCUGAUAAGGAGCCGCAUCUCGAUCGACCCGCUAUGGAAGUGCCACCUUACGACAAACUCGAGAUUGAACCACUUGGUGACGAUAAUGGAUCAUCAUCAUCAAAAGGAGGGCGUGUGUGUUUCAAUUGUGGCAAACCUGAUCAUGCAUUACGUGAUUGUCCAGAGCCAAAAGACGAGCAGAUGAUUCGAGAACGAAGGAAGAACGUGAAAGCACCUCCAUCCAUGGGUCGAUUUUUUGUGGAGCUCGAGUUGCGUAAUAAGAUUGCUCAUUGUGCACCUGGUCGAUUGUCAACAGCAUUACAAGAUGCAUUGGGCAUGAAUGGAUUGCAUCCCGAACCCCCUUACUAUGUCAAAAUGCGUGAGCAUGGAUAUCCACCUGGCUACUGGGGCAAACCAUCAUCUUCACAAGAAGCCAAACAGACCAUGAAGGGAUGGAUGGACGAUGUGGCGUAUCGAGAUGCACCCGAUAUCAAGAUCUACAGCGAUGACAGCUCUUAUCAAGCGACUGAUUCAGAAUCACAUGAUGAUACACUUUCAAGCAAAGUCAAAUUGGUGUAUUAUCCAGGCUUGUAUGACAAUGCACUCAAGGAAGAGCAACAACAACAACAACAACAGCAACAGCAUACAUAUCAAGAACCGCAUAUCCCCUAUACAGACUAUUCCUAUCAAUCACAACCUUACACCACCCAACCAACCUAUUACGAUCCAUAUUACCACUAUUACUAUGCACAGCAAUAUUAUCGCCCUCCUCCUCCAGCAUCAUCUCAAUAUCAUUAUCCUGGGACAACGCCUGUCACUAUGCCCUACAAUCAUGUUGACAUGGAACAGCAUGUUGCAGCCCAAAAAGCACCUGUAUCAAUACCAAAUGCACCACCACCACCCUCCUCCACAUCCGCAGCCAUUGCAGCAUCAGACGAUGAUAUGGACAUAUCUGAUGGAGAAUAA